Carassius carassius (crucian carp) is the source of this 1062-nucleotide messenger RNA. It is a transcript of the gene drc12, whose product is annotated as coiled-coil domain containing 153. NCBI's taxonomy places the organism in Eukaryota, Metazoa, Chordata, Actinopteri, Cypriniformes, Cyprinidae. The transcript is spliced from 6 exons. The coding region runs from base 184 to 792 and encodes 202 amino acids. The record is from RefSeq and is a predicted model, not a curated record.
CCAGCAACGUGCUGGUACCGUAGUGCAAUGCGGAUACAUAGACCAACUUUAAUUGGAAUUCUGGAGAGGUGAUUGGCUAACGGCUCUCUCUAACCACGCCCACGCUGCCAGGCUGCUCUGUAUACACAAUACAGACACAAUGAACUUUUCCUUCGAAACACGCAGCUCUAGAAUCUUUACACCAUGCCACCAAAAAAGAAAGGGAAAGGAAACAACAAAAAGGAUAAGUCCAAAAAGAGCACAACAGAAAAAGAUGAUGGACUUACAGAGAAGUAUCGGAGAAGUGCCUUAGACGUGGCUGUUUUAAAGGAACAUCUUGCUCUGAGGACAAGUAUAACGCGUCAGGCCACAGCAGUGCGAGAUGACUUGAGAAGUCAAAUCAGAGAUCUGGAGCAGGUGCUCAGUCAGGAACGAUCAGACAUGAAGGACAUCACUACAGAUCUCAACCGCCAGUAUAAGUCCAUGGAAACAGACCUGCAGACUAAAGUAAACAGGCUUGAAGUGAGUGUAGACUUGCUUGAGACGCAGCUCGCCGAAUGUCAGGUUAAACUAAAAUGGGAAAGAGAGCAGCGAGAGAAGACAGAAGCAGAAAAAGACACCAUCAUCUCUGACCUCCAAAGCAAACUGGACAGUAUGGAGAGAGAGUGUGAGAAGAUCCUGCACGGCUGUCUGGACAGUUUGCUCUCUCACCUGGCUGAGACAAGGCUGCAGUGGGAAGAACAGAGCACAGUCAUUCAUCAGGAUGUCAAGGACACGCUCAGAGACUUUGGGUUAAACCCGCUUCACAUGUGAGGAGACCUUCAGUUGAGCACUGUGAACAGAACAGGAGCAGGACCAGGACUUCUGACCUUUGACAUCUAAGCAAUUGCAUAAUACUGCAUAAACCAGGAGUUUUCAAACUCCUAUAUAUAGUACGGGUCAGUACUUUCUUUUAAAGAAAUUAUUAGGUUUAGUUCACAAGGAUGCAUUAAAUGGAUCAAAAGUGAUAGUAAAGAGAUUUAUGUUUCAAAAGAGUUCUGUUUUAAAUCAACGCUGUUCUUUUAAACUUUCUAUUCAUCAGUG